AUGGGAACAAAGAACGACGUCCAAAACGGCGUCGUAAAAGAUCGGGUGAAGGGAUCAUGGACCCCACAAGAGGAUGCAACGUUGAAAAAGCUAGUGGAUCAACAUGGGCCGAGGAAUUGGACUUUGAUAAGCGAAGGAAUUCCAGGGAGGUCCGGUAAAUCUUGUAGAUUAAGGUGGUGUAAUCAGCUAAGCCCAGAUGUGCAACACCGGGCUUUCAGCCCAACAGAGGAUGAGAUUAUAGUCCAGGCCCAUAAGGCCCAUGGUAAUAGAUGGGCCACAAUUGCUAAGCUUCUUCCUGGGCGUACGGAUAAUGCGAUUAAGAAUCAUUGGAAUAGUACGCUUAGGAGGAAGCGGGACCCACAAGUGGGCACCGAGUUGAGCGAGUCGAAACGGCAGCGAGUUGAGGUGGCUGUGUCGAGUGAGUCUGACUCGGGGGUGGUUAAGAAGGAGGUGAGUUCUGGUGUGGUGUCGGAGCAGGAAGAAGAUGGUGGGGUUGAGACGGUUUUGACGCUUUUGCCACCUGGGAAGGUUAUGGAUGUGCCACGUGGAGGAGAGAGAGAAGGGGAGGAUCAGGUGAGGAAGGGUGAUGAUGAGGGUGAGAUUAAGAAAUUGAUGAGAUGUACAGUGGGGAGAGAUGACACGUGUUUGAUUAAUGUGAUGCAGAAUAUGAUUGCAGCGGAGGUUAAGAGUUAUAUUGAUCGUCUUGAUCUUCAGCCCAAAAGUGGUGAUGAUAAUGGACCUAAAUCGGAUUCUUCAGCCCAUCAUAGUAAAUAA
This is a messenger RNA of Chenopodium quinoa (quinoa), 774 nucleotides long. Its product is annotated as transcription factor MYB44-like. Gene Ontology annotation, biological process: regulation of DNA-templated transcription. The record is from RefSeq and is a predicted model, not a curated record. Gene Ontology annotation, molecular function: DNA-binding transcription factor activity, RNA polymerase II-specific; RNA polymerase II cis-regulatory region sequence-specific DNA binding. Bases 1 to 774 code for a protein of 257 amino acids. Gene Ontology annotation, cellular component: nucleus. The transcript has a single exon. Lineage: Eukaryota; Viridiplantae; Streptophyta; Magnoliopsida; Caryophyllales; Amaranthaceae.